AUGUCGUUCAAGGAAAGGUUGCUUGGGAUAAGAAGAAGGAGAGCGUCAAUGAAGGUUCAAAUUGAACCCGGGAACGUUAUCAUGGAGAAGGUCCUAAUGGGGGAGAAACUCAAAUUCUCCGAUAGGGUGAAAGCAAUCUUUAGGGAGGAUUGGGAGCAUAUAGUCGUGGUGUCUCUAGUUGGGGUUACACACACUUAUCGGGGAAUUAGCAACGCUGUGAAAAGGAUGUGGUGUCCCGAAGGUGAAUUUGAGAUUCUUGACUUCACUAAUGGCUUUUUUGGAGUUCUGUUCCCUAGUGCCGAAGAGGAAGAUAAAGCCCUUAAUGGAGGCCCGUGGUUUGUAGGACCUCAAUGUUUGUCAGUUCAACGAUGGAUCCCGGUAUUUAGAGGUUCAACGGCCACAGUUAAUACGGUGGUAACUUGGAUUAGAUUACCAAAUUUGCCAGUUGAGUACUACCACGAAAUUGCUCUGUUCUCAAUUGGGAAUUUCGUCAGUAGAACUUUGAAAAUAGACGAAAAGACAUUGAAUGCCGACAGAGGAAAAUUCGUAAGGGUCGCCGUUGAAUUAAAUUUAAACGAACCAUUGACUCCUAGCUUUCAGAUUGAAGACCGAUGGCAGGUGGUGGAUUACGAAGGCCUCCCAGUCAUCUGCUACAACUGCGGGUGUGUGGGUCAUGGUAGUAUCUUGUGUACAUCGGAAUCUAGGAACCAACCGGAGACGGAAGCGCAGGCGGGAAAGACAGAUGAAUAG
This is a messenger RNA of Oldenlandia corymbosa var. corymbosa, 750 nucleotides long. Lineage: Eukaryota; Viridiplantae; Streptophyta; Magnoliopsida; Gentianales; Rubiaceae. The record is from the annotation of a GenBank genome assembly.